Molecule: messenger RNA, 4000 nt
Organism: Carassius gibelio (silver crucian carp)
Lineage: Eukaryota; Metazoa; Chordata; Actinopteri; Cypriniformes; Cyprinidae
Product: NLR family CARD domain-containing protein 3-like
Exons: 6
Coding region: 37-3066 (1009 amino acids)
Molecular function (GO): protein binding
Source: RefSeq, a predicted model, not a curated record
ACAUUCUUUUUAGACUGUGAAGACAGUGACUUUAAAAUGAGUCGCCAUAAUGGGAGAGAAGAUGAGGGCAUUGCCCCUAAAAUUAUUUAUUCAUCUUCUGGAUCAAGCUGUAUGUCUACAAAGAGUGAUGCAUCUAUGAAUGAAGAUCCUCCUAAACUCAGUGAUGGAACACUGACCUCUGACCCCAGCAUUAGCAGAAGACAGGGAACAGAGACUUCAGAAACCUGUUCUGUGUCUGUGAAGAGUAACAGAUCUAUGUCUCUACACAAUGACUUCAGUGAUGCACCAGUGCCCUCUGAACUCAGGGUAGAUGACGCACAAGUAGCUGUCAUGGGCCAACCAGUGAAUGAUCACCUUCAGAGAUGCAAAGACCAACACAAAAACAGCAUGAAGAACAAGUAUGAGAGAUUAUUUGAGGGAAUCAAACACCAAGAGAAUGAAACCCUUCUGAACAGGAUCUACACACAGCUCUACAUCAUAGAGGGAGAGAGUGAAGGAGUGAAUGAAGAACAUGAGGUUUUACAGAUGGAGAAAACAGCCAGAACAAAACACUCACAAGACACUCCAGUCUACUGCAAUGACAUCUUUAAAGCGUCAGCUAAAGCAGGAUCUGAGGAGAAAGGCCAGAUCAAGACUGUUCUUACUAAAGGCAUUGCUGGAAUCGGAAAAACCAUCUCUGUGCAGAAGUUCAUUCUGGACUGGGCAGAGGGAAAAGCCAAUCAGGAUGUAGAUUUCAUGUUUGUGCUUCCAUUUCGAGAGCUGAACUUGAUCCGAAAUCAUCAGUACAGUCUUCACAGACUUUUGCUGAACUUUCAUCCUGAACUUCAAGAUCUGGACUCACAGAUUUAUGAGGAGUGUAAAGUUGUGUUCAUUUUUGAUGGUUUGGAUGAAAGCAGAAUCACACUGAUUUUUUCAGACGCUCAGAAAAUUUGCGAUGUGACUGCGACUUCAUCAGUGGGUGUGUUGAUGUCAAACCUAAUAAAAGGAGAACUGCUUCCCUCUGCAUUCAUCUGGAUCACCUCCAGACCAGCAGCAGCCAAUCAGAUCCCCUCCAAAUAUAUCAACCGUCUAACUGAAAUCGAUGGAUUCAAUGACCUUCAGAAGGAGGAAUAUUUCAGGAAGAGAAUCAGUGACCAGUAUCAAGCCAGAAGAAUUAUCUCACACAUCAGAAGAGCAAGGAGCCUCCACAUUAUGUGCCAUAUCCCUGUCUUCUGCUGGAUCUCAUCCAUUGUGCUUCAGAAGCUCCUGGAAGAAGAUCUGAGUGCAGAAAUCCCUCAAUCUCUGACUGAAAUGUACAUCCACUUCCUGUUGAUUCAGAUCAACAUGAGGAACCAGAAGUAUGAGGAGAGACAUCCAGACAAACUCCAGCAGUCCAACAGAGAAGUGAUUGUGAAACUUGCUGAACUGGCUUUCAAACAGCUGAUAAAGGGUAAUGUGAUGUUUUAUGAGGAGGACCUAAUUGAGAGCGGCAUAGAUGUCACUGAUGCCUCAGUGUAUUCUGGGAUUUGCACUGACAUUUUUAAGGGGGAAUGGGUAUUUCAAAGGAGGAAAGUCUACAGCUUCAUUCAUCUGACCAUUCAGGAGUUUCUUGCAGCUUUUCAUGUGUUUUAUUUUUAUGUAAGUACAACUAUGAAGGGACUUAACAAUUUUGUUUCAGUACAAAAUUUGCUCAAAGGUGCAGUGGAUAAAGCCCUUGAGAGUGAAACUGGACACCUGGAUCAUCUCUUGCGGUUCCUGCUGGGCAUCUCACUGGAGUCUAAUCAGAGACUCUUACAAGAUCUACUGACACACAGAGAGAACAGCUCAGAGAGCAUCAGGAGAACCACACAGUAUAUUACAGAGAAGAUCAAAGAUGGACAUGGACUCUCCACUGAAAGAUCCAUCAAUCUGUUUCACUGUCUGCUGGAAGUGAAAGAUCAGGCUUUGUCCAGAGAGAUCCAGGAGUUUGUGAAUUCAGACAAACACUCAGAGAAGAAACUCUCUGCUGCUCACUGCUCAACAAUCACCUACAUGCUUCAGAUGUCCGAGGAGCCGCUGGAUGAGCUGGAUCUCAAGAAAUACAACACAUCAGAUGAGGGGAGAGGAAGAUUAAUAAUAGCUGUGAUCAACUGCACAAAAGCUAAUUUUGCUGACUGUAAUCUCACUGCUCAGGAUUUUGAAAUUGUGUCAUCAUCUAUUCAGUCCUCAAACUCUGUUCUGAGACAACUGGAUCUGAGUAACAAUGACCUACAGGAUUCAGGAGUGAAGCUGCUCUCUGAUGGACUGAAGAGUCAAAAUUGUCUGCUGGAGAUACUGAGGUUGUCUGGCUGUAUGGUGACAGAGGAAGGCUGUGGUUAUUUGUCUUCAGCUCUGAGUUCAAACCCCUCACACCUGAGAGAGCUGGAUCUGAGCUACAAUCACCCAGGACCAUCAGGAGUCCAGCUGCUCAAACACAAACUGCAGGAUCCACACUAUAAACUGCAGAUACUCAAUAUGGACCAUGGGGGCCCUUUUAGAAUCACUCCAAGACUGAGAAAAUAUGCCUGUGAUCUCACAUUGGAUCCAAACACAGCAAACAAUUACAUCAUUCUGACUGAUGAGAACAGGAGGGCAACAUAUGUGAAAGAGCCGCAGUCAUAUCCUGAUCAUCCAGAGAGGUUUGUUGGUGGUGAGCGGGUUCUGUGUCGAGAGAGUCUGACUGGACGCUGUUACUGGGAGGUUGAAUGGAGCGACUGGGGACAUGCAGCAGUGGCAUACAAAGGAAUCGAAAGGAAGGGAAGUAGUGCAUGUAGGUUUGGAUACAAUGAUAAAUCCUGGAGUCUGGACUUCUCUGAUAACAGAUUUACUGUCUGGCACAAUAAUAAACGAACUGACUUAUCUGCCCCUUCGCCACUGUCUAAUAGAGUAGGAGUGUAUCUAGACUGGGAGGCAGGCAUUCUGUCCUUCUACAGCGUCUCUGACACACACACACUCACACACUUACACACAUACAACACCACAUUUACUGAACCCCUCUAUGCUGGAUUCAAGGUUUACAAAUCCUCACAGACUUUGUGUCAGAUUCAACAAAAAAGAGAAGAUUUCUAACUAACUUACAGAUACUUUAAUCAUUAAAUCUUAUGUAAAUUUGAAGUAUUAGAAGUGAGACUCCAUCAUUAUCUUUUACAGUAAUUUCCUUUGUUUAAAUAUAUCAGUGAAUUUUAAAAAAAAAAAAUAAAAAAAAAUAACUAUUAAUCAUUCCAAUGCUAAUUUUUGCUGUGGAAGAAAGAAAUGGCUGAAGAAAUUUUUUUUUACAAUCGCUUUCUUUAAAUAAUUUGCAGAAUUGGCUGUUGUUAUUGUUUUCUGUUCAAGAGUCAAGAGGUGUUUAUUUGUUAUUUGCAUAGUUACAAGGCACACACCUGUCUAUAGAAGGACCCACAGUAAACACUGCAGAGAACAAACCAAGCCAUGAAGUCCAAGGAGUUGUCUGAGACAGGAUUGUAUUGAGACAUAGAUCUGGGGAAGGGUACAGAAAAAUGUUUGCAGCAUAAAACAUCCCAAAUGGCCUAACCCUAACCCUAACCCUAACCCCAGUGGCCAAUGUUAUAAUUUCACAUUGUUCACAUAUCUCAGGAUUACAAUAACUGUUAUGAAUUUAAAAUAAGUUACUGCUAAGUAUUUAUGCCUAAACAAAGCUAAAAUAAAAUCUUUAUAUUCAUGCUAAAAAUAUUUUGAUUAAAUUAAAUCAACCAUUUAGCUUAUUUCAGAUUCUAUAUUGUCAUAAUUUUAAGUUGUCUUCAUUGGUUUCCUUUGAUUCUGAUUAUGUUAUUAAGUUUGAUUAUGCUUGUUUCUAUGGUUACAAAUAAUUAUCUCUGUAUCUAUGUGUUUCAAAGUGAAAGUGAUGUGUGUCCGACUCAGGCAACCUGCUGCUUCUGUACAAACAAGGACAAAUGUCACAAAAUCUAUCUUAAUUAAACAUCUUUAUGGUGGCAUGAUACAAAAAAUGCUCAAAGGUGCAAUGAAGACUGUAAUGCUUAUUCAA